AUGGCCGGAUUCGUUGGAUGGUAUAUCCUAGUUUUGUUCCUAUUUUUGAAAAAGUCCCAAGUUGUUCUCGCUGCUGGGAAUGGCUCGGUGGUAGUGACCUUCCAUAAUAUCCACGAGAUUCUCAAUUCCAAUGAACUUGUGUUACUCAGCUUUUACACAAACUGGUGUCGUUUUAGCCAGCUUUUGCAGCCAAUUUUCGAGGCGGCAGCCAGGGAGGUACAUCGUAAGUUCCCUGAGCCAGGUCGAGUGGUUUUCGGCCGGGUUGAAUGCGAGGAGGAAGAAGAUGUGUCCAACAUGUUCGACAUUACCAAGUACCCCACACUAAAGGUGGCCAGGCAUGGCUUUGUUUCCAAUAAGGAAUACCGGGGCCAGCGCUCCGUAGAAGCCUUCGUCCAAUAUGUAGAAAAGGAGCUGUCGGAUCCGAUCAAGGAAUUCACUUCGAUUCCGGAGCUGAAUAGUGCCGAGGGAGGCGAAGGUCUGGUGGUUGGAUACUUCGAAAACAAGCUCCAUCCGGAGUAUGACAAUUUUCGCAAAGCAGCAAGCCUUCUGCGCUACGAUUGCAAAUACGUGGUGGGCUUCGGUAACAUCACUGAAAAUUUACGACCACCUAAGCAAAACCUUAUAAUUUUCCGCGCUGACGCUUCCACAGCCAACCACAGGGAGUACUACAGUGAGUACUCGGGAAACAUGAACGACUUCAGAGAUCUAGUACACUGGAUUAGAGAAAAGUGUAAGCCUCUGGUAAGGGAGCUGACAUUCGACAACGCAGAGGAAUUCUCCGAGGAGGGACUUCCCUUUGUGAUUCUGUUCUACAACGAGGAUGAUACGGGACCCAUCCAGGAGUUCAAGGCCGUUGUUCAUAAAGUCCUGGCGGACGAGAAAAGGGUCAACUUCCUAAGCGCGAAUGGAAAGCUCUUUAUUCACCCGCUCUAUCACAUUGACAAGACCCUGGAGGAUCUGCCCCUGAUCGCCAUAGAUUCCUUCCGGCACAUGUACAGCUUUCCGCGUUUCGAGGACAUCCACCAGCCAGGAAAGCUGCAACAGUUUAUUAAUGAUUUGUUUAGCGGAAAAUUGCACAUCGACUUUCAUAGAGCUUUUGAGGAAAAUGAAGUGAAAAAUAUAGAUCCAGAAGACUUUCCACCUGUGCCCCACGAAUCGAAAUUUAAGGAACUGUUGCCUUCAAAGCAUCGUUAUACUCUAAUCAAUAGAUCCCGGGAUGAGUUAUAAACAAAAAUUAAAUACUAAAGAUUUUUAUGAGUUAACACUUACUGAAACUUUCAUCUAUAUUUUCGAAUAAAUUGAAUAAAAUUUUCUUUACUUCCAA
Molecule: messenger RNA, 1324 nt
Organism: Drosophila bipectinata
Lineage: Eukaryota; Metazoa; Arthropoda; Insecta; Diptera; Drosophilidae
Product: endoplasmic reticulum resident protein 44
Biological process (GO): protein folding
Cellular component (GO): endoplasmic reticulum membrane; endoplasmic reticulum-Golgi intermediate compartment
Molecular function (GO): protein disulfide isomerase activity
Source: RefSeq, a predicted model, not a curated record